AUGGAGUUGUAUUUGCCUAGUGAGCUACUGCUGGAAAUCUUCUCCUAUCUGGAUGCUUUCAGUUUGCUACAGGUUGCCCAAGUGAACAAGUACUGGAAUGCAAUUUCAAGCAGUGAUAUCCUGUGGAAGAAGUUGUGUGUGAAGAGAUGGCUCUUCUGUGACAGUGUCACUCUACAGCUCCUGGGUACAGAGACAUGGAAGCAGUUCUUCGUUUACCAAACAUGGCAAGAACACACCAAGUCCCGGGCAAAGCCGGAAGUUUUCAGUUACAAGGAAAUUCAUGUGGAGUCUGGAAUUUGGGGAUCUGCAUGUUAUCUCUCAGGGCGUGGCUUAACAAGAAUCCAACAAGACAGAUCAGUUGUCUGUAUGGUGAGUUCCCAGGACAAGAUUUCCACCUGGGAUAUUCAUGAG
Molecule: messenger RNA, 411 nt
Organism: Grammomys surdaster
Lineage: Eukaryota; Metazoa; Chordata; Mammalia; Rodentia; Muridae
Product: F-box/WD repeat-containing protein 15-like
Exons: 4
Molecular function (GO): protein binding
Source: RefSeq, a predicted model, not a curated record